GGUUGUUAAAUUGAAAACGCGCGUAAAAUAAGCCACACAUAUACACACUUACAUCUCACUCACACACACACACACGUUGUCACGUGUACGUUAAUAAUAUCGCGACCAAAUCGCGAGCGCGAUAAUAACCGCGUCGUCUCGUUGCAGUGUUCGGUACACACACACACACACACUUAUACACCCACAUGCAUACAGCUAAAGAGUUCGAUUUUGCUUUGCCGCUCGAUCAAUAGACACUCUCUCGCUCUCGCUCUUGCUCUCAAUUUUUGGAGCAUACAAAAUGGCGUCAACGGAGACGCCAACGUCGCGGCCAAGUAACGAUCGCGGCAGCACCAGCACCACAAGCACGAGCAGCAACGUCGCCACCGCUGCCGCUGCGCAAACAGACAGCGAAACCUACGCCACAGAGCAGGCGCAAGCGGCGCAGCGACAGCGCAGCGGUGGUGGCGGCAGCGGCAGCGGUAGCGGUAGUGGCGGCAGCAAUUCGCCUACACCACAAAAGGAUAAACCAAAGGCCGUUAGCCCGCCGUUAACAACACCGCCGAGCGCCAGCGGUGCCGCCGAUGCCGACGUCAGCGGCGCUGCCAACGCGGGCAGCUCAUCGCCCAGCUCCAGUGCGACGACAACGACGACGCCGCUCCAGCAGCAGCAGCAGACGCCGCUGCCGCAGCAAUUCUGCCUACGCUGGAACAACUACCAAUCGAAUCUGACCACGAUCUUCGAUCAGCUGUUGCAGAACGAAUCCUUUGUGGACGUGACGCUCGCCUGCGACGGCCGCUCGAUCAAGGCCCACAAAAUGGUGCUCUCCGCCUGUUCGCCCUAUUUCCAGACGCUGCUGGCCGAGACGCCCUGCCAGCAUCCCAUUGUCAUCAUGCGCGACGUCAGCUGGUGCGAUCUCAAGGCCAUUGUGGAAUUUAUGUAUCGCGGCGAGAUCAACGUAAGUCAAGAUCAAAUCGGUCCGCUGCUGCGCAUCGCCGAGCUGCUGAAGGUGCGCGGCCUCGCGGACGUCACCCAAAUGGAAGAAGUCAAUUCUGCAGCAGCAGCAGCAGCGGCGGCGGCAGCGGCAGCGGCUGCAGCAGCAACAGCGACCGCCUGCUCCUCGCCCGCUCAACUGUCGCCCAAGACGCCGUUGGAGCGCGAACCGAGCGACGAUCUGCUCUCCUUUAUGCAGCCGGAGAAGAAGUUGCGCACCAGCGACUGGGAUUGCGGCGAGCUGCGUCUUUCGCCGCAGCAGCAGCUCCAUCACCAGCAGCAGCAGCAGCAACAGCAGCAACAACAACAGCAGCAGCAGCAGAGCCGCAAUGUGCGCAAGCGUCGCUGGCCCUCGGCUGAUGCCAUAUUCCAGGCGCCGCCGAGCCCAUUGAGCAGCUUGAUCGCUGCCGAGCGACUGGAGCAGGAGCAGAAGGAGCGAGAGAGACAGCGCGAUUGCGGCCUACUGACACCGCCGCCCAAGCCAAUGGGCGCUGGCAGCGGCAGCCUGACGCCGCGCCGCUUGACGCCCGCAGCACAAGCGCUGGAGACGGCGCUGCAUGGCCUGGAAAUGCCCUCACCUGCAACGACGCCAGCGCCACCGGGAGCUAGCCGCUGCCCACGCUCGCUGCCCAGUCCACAGCAACAGCAACAACAACAACAGCAGCAGCAGCAUCUCCAUCAUCUGCAGCAGCAACAGCAACAGCAUCACAUCUCCACUUCCGCUUCCAGCACUUCCGCUGAGUCGCGAUUCCCGCUCGGCUCUGCCGCGGCCAUGGCCGCUGCCGCCAUGGAGCUCAGCGUCGCUGCUGCCGAGCCGCGACUGCCGCCACCGCCGCCCCACCAUCACAGCGGACCGUCCAGCUCAGCUUCGCUCGCGGACGACAUGGAGAUCAAGCCGGGCAUCGCGGAGAUGAUACGCGAGGAAGAGCGGGCAAAAAUGAUGGAAAAUUCACACGCUUGGAUGGGCGCAAGUGGCUCAACUUUAGCAGCAGACAGCUAUCAAUAUCAGCUGCAGUCGAUGUGGCAAAAAUGCUGGAACACUAAUCAAAAUUUAAUGCAUCACAUGCGGUUUCGCGAACGCGGACCACUAAAAUCAUGGCGACCCGAAACGAUGGCCGAAGCCAUUUUCAGCGUACUAAAGGAAGGACUUUCACUAUCACAAGCGGCGCGAAAAUACGAUAUACCCUAUCCGACAUUUGUGCUCUACGCGAAUCGGGUGCACAAUAUGCUCGGCCCCUCGAUCGAUGGCGGACCCGAUCUACGACCCAAGGGACGAGGUAGACCGCAACGCAUUCUCCUGGGUAUCUGGCCGGAUGAGCAUAUCAAGGGCGUCAUCAAGACGGUCGUGUUUCGCGACACUAAGGACAUAAAGGAAGAUAGCCUAGGCGCACAUAUGCCACCGUACGGUCGGCAUUCGCCCGUUUUUCCCUUGCAGGACAUGACGCUAAGCUAUCCAGGUCAGCCGGUGGGCGGAGGAGCCGCCAGCCUCAGCGGCCUGGCCUGUCCCAAUGGUAUGGGCAGUGGCGGCGGCGUGGGAGGCGCUGCCAGUGGUGCGGAGCAACAAAUGUCGCAGGAGCAGAUGUCCGCGGUGGCUGCCGUUGCACACAAUAUACGCCAGCAGAUGCAAAUGGCCGCCGCAGCGCAGCAUCAGCACGGGGAGGCGGGGCCGCAACCACCCCCACCGGGUCCGCCGGGCCUGUUCAAUUUGCCGCCCCAUUUGACGGGCGGAGCGGGACGGGCUAGCAUAUCGCCAGCAUUGAGCAGUGGCUCAAAUCCAUCGCUGGGAGCACGGCAUGCGCCCUCGCCCUGCGGUCCCGCCGGCCUCUUGCCGAAUCUGCCGCCCAGCAUGGCCGUUGCACUGCAUCGAGAUCCGGCAGCGGCUGCACUACUCAGUCAGCAGCAGCAGCAUCAUCUGCAGCAGCUGCAGCUCCAUCAGCAGCACCAACAGCAACAACAACAGCAGCAACAACAACAACAACAGCAGCAUGCUUUGCAUCAACAGGCAGCAGCAGCUGCUGCAGCGGCGGUCGCUGCUGCUGCAGUGCAGCAUCCGCACACACAUCCGCAUUCGCAUCACAUGCAGACACACAAAUCCGGUUUCGGUGCCAGUUCCAUGCAGCAUCAGCAGCAACAGCAACAGCAGCACCAGCAACAGCAGCACCAACAACACCAGCAACAACAACAACAACAGCAGCAGCAGCAGCAGGACAAGUCCAAGGCGAAGAGCAGUCCGCCGCGCUUGCAUUCGCCGCUGGCGGAGUUGGGCUUGGAGCUGGGCUACAAGCGUGACUUUUCGCCUACGCGACUCUUUGCCGAAGAUCUGGCAGAGCUAGUGGGCGCCUCCUCCACCUCCACGUCUGCAUCAACUACAGCAGCAGCGACGCCUGCAGCGAGCGGAACGCCCGUUGGAGCAGCAAGCGGCACAGCCGGUGGAGAGAUGUGCGCCAGUAGUACUGGCAGCGGGAGCGGCAGCUCCAUCAAGGUGGAGCCCAUUACGACCAGCGGCGAAUAGAGUCGAAGCUCCAGCUCCAACUCCAAACUCAACUAAAUCAAUCAAUCAAUCAAAAGAGCAACAAAUUUUCCUUUUAAUUAAGCAAUUGAGAUUUGAGUAAAAUGGAAAUUUUAAAGGUUUAACAAAUCUGAUUUAAACUAUAUAGUAUUUAAUAUGAAAUACAUAUGUGUAUAUAAAUUGAGUUAUACAUUAUAAUUAUAUAUAUACAUAUAUACAUUUAUGUGUGUGUAAUGUAUACAAAGGUGGUCUGAAAAAUUGACAAAGCCUAAAAAAGAUUUUUUAAAUUAUUA
Molecule: messenger RNA, 3774 nt
Organism: Drosophila mojavensis
Lineage: Eukaryota; Metazoa; Arthropoda; Insecta; Diptera; Drosophilidae
Gene: bab1
Product: protein bric-a-brac 1
Exons: 4
Coding region: 281-3484 (1067 amino acids)
Biological process (GO): regulation of transcription by RNA polymerase II
Cellular component (GO): nucleus
Molecular function (GO): DNA binding; protein binding
Source: RefSeq, a predicted model, not a curated record